AUAACAAACCGGGCCGGAGUCAAAUCAAACAAUAUCAAAGAUUUAUUGUACAAAACAAAUAUCGAGAUAUAAACACAAAUACUGCCUCCGGCUAUAACCGAAUAUAACAAAAGGUGUCCACGGUAGGUGCUUUAACAAUUAUAUCUACAACAAAAAAGGGUCCACCAGACAAUUAACGUACUGGGACUAUCAAACAAAUCAAUAAAGAAACAAAACAAUUGCUGAACAAACACAAAUUCCUCCUCCUGUUGAGGGAAAAACCAAACCAAAACAGUUAGCCAAAAUCGCUCUAAUAAUGUAACUCAAACACAAACGUCUUUUCUUCAAACCAAACUUAAAUCACUGUCACAGAAAGCUCUCACAAGUCCACUAUGUCACAAAGAGUUCCCAAACCGGCAAGACUGUGCUCAAUGCUCACAGCUGCCACGACUGAAGCUGGAAUGAACCAUUUAUGGGCGAGGCCUCCCAGCCGAACGGUCCUUCGGGCGAGUCCGGAAUGCCGGUCGACCAAUCCCGGUGGAGGAGGGCGGAGCCGAGGCAGCAGCUCCUGCCGGCGACUGACGAGGCACAGCUGUUCCCAAUAAUACGGCCUCAGGCUGGCAGGCUGGGGGCCGUAACAAUCAGAAAAAUGCAUGACUAGGAUAAAGGUGACACUUGGACCUCAUGGUUCUUUGGCAAAAUCCUCUCUUAAGAACUUUGGCAUAACCUUUUAUUCUGGUUAUACUUUGGAUGCACGUGUCAAGUCUGUGGUUUGUUCCUAUUUUUAUCGCCUGAAAAAUAUUGCCAAACUAAGCUCCAUUGUGUCACACCCUAAAGUGGAAACAUUUGGAUUAUUGCAAUGCACUACAAACAUGUCUUAGCAAAACCUUCCUAGAACGGUUGGUAAUUGUUCAAAAUGCUGCUCACAGGCUUCUGAUGAAAGUCUCCAAGUUUUCACAUGUGACUUAUGAUGCAGCUGCACUGGCUUCCGAUUUAUUUUAAGAGUGCAAUUUAAGAUUCUUGUACUGGAGCUCUUCACAGACAUGCACCAGGUUCUAUCAGAGGGUUUCUGCACCCAUAUCUCCCUGGCAGGUCCCUGAGGUCCAGUGACCAGAGCCUGCUGAUGGUGCACCAUACUAAGCUGAAAACACCAGAGGCUACUUUAGUUACUUAAAAUGAGAAGAAGUACCUUUGUCUGCUGUUUGAUGAAAAUAGAAAUCUUUAAGAACCAUACACAUGUUUUAAGUGUCAACAUGAGGGCUUUAUGUUGCAUGACGACGCAGCUGUUCUUUUGCUUAUCUGUAUUCAUCCUCUGUUUCUCAUAGUCAUCGGUUUGUCUCGCCUAUAUAUAUUUCACCGUCUUCGAUUUAGCAGGUACAAAGACUAUAAAUUGCUUUUAAUUCAGACAGAAGUUGUGCUGCAAAGGACGUGAAAGGUCAGUAUUUGGCUUUGAAUCAUGUUUUGCAUCAAAGAAAGUAAAUGCAAAGCUGUGGUACGGGGGCUGAUUCCCUGGGUGUUAUUGUCUAACAUAAUGCUGGUACUGUACUGCUUGACAAACCCAAGCCAAGUGAAUAUCAGUGAGCUACAAGAAGACACUUGUCCUCUCAGCAUAGCAAAAUCAGUAAAGACAAGUUCAGCAAUGCUUUCACAGAGCUCUAAAUCUAAGAUGGAGUGCUCUCCCAAAAUGAACAUCAUGUUCAUGAAGACCCAUAAAACUGCAAGCAGUACUAUCCUCAACAUUCUCUUUAGAUUUGGAGAAAAGUACAAGCUCAAGUUUGCCUUUCCCGAUGGACGCAAUGACUUUUUCUACCCUUCGCCAUUUCAGUGCUCCCAGGUGAGGGACUAUAGGCCAGGAAAGUGUUUCAACAUUGUUUGCAACCACAUGCGCUUCAAUCAUCAAGAAGUGGCUAAACUCCUUCCUCCAGAUGCUGUGUAUCUUACCAUCUUACGUGACCCAGUGGAUCUCUUUGAGUCAUCCUUCCAUUAUUACCAAAGGCUAAUUCCCCUCACAUGGAGCAUUGGCGGGGAGGACAAACUGGCAGAGUUUCUGAACAGUCCUCAGGCCUAUUACAGUCCAAAUGCUUUUAACUCAUUCUAUCUUAAAAAUUUGCUCUUUUUUGACUUUGGUUUUGACAACAACCUUGAAGGUGAUGAUCCUCGUGUCAUGCAAAACAUCCAUCAUUUAUCAAAGCAAUUUCAUCUGGUCCUCAUAGCAGAAUAUUUUGAAGAGUCUCUGAUUCUGCUCAAGGAUUUACUCUGUUUGAAAAUGGAGGACAUCCUGUAUUUUAAGCUUAACGCUCGCAAGAGCUCAUCUGUUUCUCAGCUGGGACCUGAGAUGAGAGCCAAAGCUUUAUGGUGGAACGGGGCUGACUGGAGGCUCUAUCAGCACUUUAAUGCAACAUUCUGGGCCAAAGUUGAUGCUUAUGGGAGAGAAAAAAUGAAACAGGAAGUAGAGGAGCUGAGAAGAAGAAAUGCUGAGAUGAAGGACAUCUGUAUUGAAGGUGAAGGUGCAGUUGAAGCCAAAAAGAUAAAAAAUGGACAUUUUUUGCCUUGGCAACCACUUGGAGAAAAAUGUAUCAUGGGUUACAAUAUGAAAAAAAAUAUUAAUCCUAAAUUCAGUAAAAUUUGUGAAAAAAUGCUCACACCUGAAAUACAGUACUUAGCAGACUUGGGAGUAAGCCUGUGGCUUACUAGACUGUGGGGUUGGUUACAAAAUAAUAUUUAUUGACUUACUUCCUACCAUUUUUUACAACUUGAGUUUAAGAUACAUUAAACAGGGAUAGAUCAAAUUGUACAGCAGAUUGUAUGUUGACUGUAGAUUCAGAUUUGCUGCUUAGCUACUUAGCUGAAGUGUUAUCUAAUAUUACAUUGUGUAGCUCUCAAAAUUGGUUGGGUUUAAUGUGUAAACAGUAAUAAUGUCAUAAUAUCUCAGAUUUUCUUGGUUGAUAUCUGAGUCUUUCUGAUAUUGUGAAAAAACAUCAUUUUUCUUCCAUUAAAUGUUUAUGGCCUAAGUUAUACAUGUGUUUUAGGGGGUAAGAGGUGAUACUUUCUGUUGAUUCACAGUUAUAAAGUGUGAACAGUCACUAAAAAAACGAUAGCUGUAGGAAGAACAGGCCUUAGGACAGGCAGUGUUAGUGUGACCCCUGGAGGCCUAGAGCUCAUGUGCAGCUACAUGAAAUGGAUUUUAAUGGUUCUGGCCUCCUCUGACCCCAACUCAAUGGUUUGCAAGAUGUCUUCAUCAUAAACGUUGAUCUGUUUGGGCAUUUUAUUUUCAGGUCAAGCGUGCUAAUUGUUUGAUUUUUUUCAGACACAUUUUAUUUAACUACCUCUCAGAAGUGUUAAAAAUAUCUAAAAAAGCUUGAAUUAUAGUUACGUCAUGUACUUAUAGACAAAUGAGUCAUUAUAACAAACUUUAUGUUUUAGGUAGACAUUCACCUCUUAUGUAAGGUGAAGGUGAACCCUCUGCGUUAAACUGGCUAUUAGUGCGAGAAAUUUACUUUUAUCUGUAACAUGCAAAACUAUAUUCUUUGAAAUGUAACAUACCCUAAGAAUUUGUUUGGCGCAAAGUUUCUCUUUCCUUGCAGAUUUAUCUUCUUUAUGCUUAUUUAUUAGAAAUACACUCAGAGAUGUACCUGGCAGUAACUGCAAAACCCUCCUAUUAGAAGUUGUCUAGUAACCACAGCUAGUAACCUAGUCAACCCACAGUCUAGUGGGGCACAACUUAAUCUCUUUUGUAAGAAUGACAUUAAUGUAUAUGUAUUUUAACUUGAAAUAUGUGUAUUUGCUAAUUUUGUGUCUUAUACAGCAUCAGUCAUAAUUUGUUAAACAAAAACAAAACUGAGGUGAUUGUCUUUGGCGCGAAAGAGAAAUGAUUAAGUUUCACCACAGAGCUUCAGUCUAUACACCUAAAAACCACCAACCAGGCCAGAAAUCUGGGUGUACUG
This is a messenger RNA of Melanotaenia boesemani (Boeseman's rainbowfish), 3923 nucleotides long. RefSeq names its product galactose-3-O-sulfotransferase 1b (gene gal3st1b). The record is from RefSeq and is a predicted model, not a curated record. Gene Ontology annotation, molecular function: galactosylceramide sulfotransferase activity. NCBI's taxonomy places the organism in Eukaryota, Metazoa, Chordata, Actinopteri, Atheriniformes, Melanotaeniidae. Gene Ontology annotation, cellular component: membrane. Gene Ontology annotation, biological process: myelination; galactosylceramide biosynthetic process. The coding region runs from base 1436 to 2707 and encodes 423 amino acids. The transcript is spliced from 3 exons.